Molecule: messenger RNA, 802 nt
Organism: Leptidea sinapis
Lineage: Eukaryota; Metazoa; Arthropoda; Insecta; Lepidoptera; Pieridae
Gene: eIF1
Product: eukaryotic translation initiation factor eIF1
Exons: 1
Coding region: 143-475 (110 amino acids)
Biological process (GO): translational initiation
Cellular component (GO): eukaryotic 43S preinitiation complex
Molecular function (GO): RNA binding; translation initiation factor activity; ribosomal small subunit binding
Source: RefSeq, a predicted model, not a curated record
CCGCCAUUACAUUUUGGAGUUUGCGUAAAUUGGUCGUUGCACUGUCUUUGUGCUACAACUGCUGUGUGUUAUCAGUGACAGUAUAAUAAGUGCGUUGUAUCGCAGUGUUUUAUUGAAACAAAGAGUAGGGACGUUAUAUCGUAUGUCCAUCCAGAAUCUCAACACUUACGAUCCAUUCGCCGAUGCUAUCAAAAGCUCGGAAGAUGACGUUCAAGAUGGAUUAGUCCAUGUUCGUAUCCAGCAACGGAACGGGCGCAAGACUCUAACUACGAUACAGGGCCUGUCCUCGGAAUAUGACCUGAAAAAGAUAGUGCGGGCAUGCAAGAAGGAAUUCGCGUGCAACGGUACUGUCGUGGAGCACCCAGAGUACGGCGAGGUGCUGCAGUUGCAGGGCGAUCAACGCGAGAACAUUUGCCAGUGGCUCACCAAGUCUGGUCUAGUUAAACCGGAACAACUAAAAGUGCACGGCUUCUAGGCCUAUACAACAUGUUUGUGACGUCAUCAUCGUUUUUAUAAUGAGAUCGUGCGUGUAACCCUAUCGAAUAAUAAAUAAUUAUGUAUCUAGAAAGCACUGAUGUUUACAGAGAGAAAAACAACAGGGUCUGAGUGCCCUUGUGCCUUGCAGCAUCCCUUGUAAUAUAAAUAAUAAAUUUGUCUUCAUAGCGCCGUCUCCUACUUGAAUAGCUUUAGUUGCAAUUGCGCUGAACGAAAUAGUUAAUAAAAUCAGUUUUGUUUUGUACGACAUUUAUAAAUUGCUGUAAUAAUAAUUCAUGUGUCUCAUUUAUUAAAACAUGUUUUUGUA